This is a messenger RNA of Amphiprion ocellaris (clown anemonefish), 7934 nucleotides long. RefSeq names its product ventricular zone expressed PH domain-containing 1 (gene veph1). Gene Ontology annotation, molecular function: phosphatidylinositol-5-phosphate binding. The transcript is spliced from 16 exons. Bases 708 to 3206 code for a protein of 832 amino acids. Gene Ontology annotation, biological process: regulation of signal transduction. Gene Ontology annotation, cellular component: plasma membrane. NCBI's taxonomy places the organism in Eukaryota, Metazoa, Chordata, Actinopteri, Pomacentridae. The record is from RefSeq and is a predicted model, not a curated record.
AAAGCGGAAUAUAAGGGCUGCUCUGUGGGGGGAACCUGGAGCUGAGCAGGGGUAAUUCAUGUCGCUAUGUGCCGCUUUUAGGCGCGCGGUUGGAAGGUAGUGGCCAAAGCUUCGCAUCCAGUGUCCGUGCGUCGUCGACGUCCGGCAUGGAGCAGGUAAGCUGCAGCUGGUGUUUGGAAACGAGGCGGGUUUGAGGACUCUGCUGUAAAAAGACUGCCUUCUCCAGAAUAUGCCUUGUCUCCACGGUAACAGGCCUCAGGCAGACCCAGAAAAACAUUGGGCCAAACUGGUCCAGCUUUGUCCCGCCUACCUGAUCCUGGACUGCACUGAAGAAGAUUUUAACAAAAGUUAUACAGUUAAUGACUCCAAAUAUGACCGUACAUCCUAUAUUUUCCUUUGUAUUCCAGAUAUUUCUGUCAGUUGGAGUCUGCUCCCAGAACCCAGUAUGCCUUAAACCUAAAACUUUCUUUCUAUUCUAACUUGAGAGAACCUUAAAAAAAUAUUACUUGGUUUUGGGAUCACAAUGCAAAGGGCUGUUUAUACUAUUUAAAUAUAUUCUGAAACUAAGAGAUGAAAAGUUGCUGUCUGUGAUUCAAGAUUAUCCCAGAUCAUUAUGUCGGGGAUUCACUCACUCUCAAUCAGGAGGUCCUAAACUGUGCAGCAGCAGACCCAGAUUGGUCUGAAAGGAGUCCUAAACCAGGGCCGGGAUGCACCAGCUGUUCAGCCAGGUGCUGGGUCAGAGAGAUCUGUCCAGAGCGGGAGAUCUGUUCUCUCUGGAGGAUGCAGAGAUUGAAGACUGUCUGUCUCAAGCUCUGGACCAGAUCAAGGUCAUCUCCUGCUCUCCGGACUAUUUGACCAAUGACAAUGACCAGGCUGUGGUGGAGAUUUGCAUAACUCGCAUCACUACGGCCAUAAGGGAGACCGGCUCCAUCGAGCGACACAGCACGGCUCUGGUGGGACUGUGGGAGUCGUGCCUGGAACAUAACCUCACCCCGCAAGGUGAAAACACAGAGGACACACCGCACGCUAAGAUAGCGUCUGACAUCACCAGCUGUAUCCUGCAGAACUACAGCUGUCCGUCGGUCAUGGUUCUGGCUGUCCCAGUAGCAGUAAGGUUCCUGCAGAGAGGGAACAAGGAGCUGAGCAGGAACAUGUCCAGUUAUCUCUCCCUGGCUGCUAUAGCGAAGGCUGAUCUGCUGGCUGAACACACAGAGGCCAUAACAAUCAGUGUGCUGGGAGGUAACCACAUGCUGUUACGAGUGCUGCCCUCCGUCUAUCCUAGACAACCAGACACCAUCCACCGUCACCUAGACAACCUUACUGCCAUGAUGUCACAGCUGGAGUCUCCAGAGCAACAACACCUUAUCAGACUAAUUCAAGUAGUUGCUGAGCAACAUCCACUCAUGUUGAGCCCUCAGGUGCCUACGCUGGUCGGUUACCUAGGUGACCAGUCCCUGACUGAGGCUCUACUGGGUUCUCUUGUGGACGUGUCACAGGCCAGUCCUUCCUCAUUGGUCAGCUUUUUGCCUGCACUGAGGAUUGUGGGACAGCAGUGUCCUGCUUUCUUGGGUCAUGUUGCCAAAAUCCACAGUGCUGUGGGCAUCAUCAGUGAGACUCAUGCUCACAGCUCAUUGGUCUACCUGGUGUCCCUUCUGGGCAGCAUGGACCACAGCUUUCACCACACCCUGCUGCUGGAGAUCAGAGCUCUGACCGACCGUUACCCGUCUUUACUGGGAGGCUGCGGCAAAGACAUCUACAGGAUGAGCAACUCUUUCACUGCUAUAGCCAGACUGCUGGGAAGACGACUGGAGGAGAAAACAUCCACACACUGCAGGGUGGAUGAGGCGUGUCCGUCUCCCCGGGCAGCUCUUCCGGGCGGAGGAGAGUCAGAGCAGCAGCUGCAGGUGAAGAUCCAGGCCUUUGAGGAGAAAAUGGGGGAGGCGGGGGAGGAGGAGGAGGUGGAGGAGGACUCUCCCGCCCCCCAGCGGCGCUACAGCCUGAGCCAAGCCGUCAGGGAGGAGAGACGUGAGAUGAGAUUCAACAGGUCAAAGAGUCUGGCUCUCCACGCUGUACGUUCGCGCUCCAUCAACUCCGACACCGGGGAAGAUGGUGAAGGAGCAGAGCUGAGUGCAGACAACGCUCUGUCCAACACUUUGUCUAAUCACCGCUCGGAACACCAGGAAGCAUCACCUGCUGAGAGGAGAGUGACUGGUGACGGCUCUCUGCCCGUCACUGCUGCACUGGACAGAGGAGUUAAAGAGGCUGAGAAAGGCCAAAACAAAGAGACGGAUGGAGAGAAAGUGGAGCAGGGAGAAGCUGACAGACUCUUCAUUCAUUUAAGAGACAAUAUGGAGGCAAUCAGAGGGUUCUGCAAAGACAUGGUGCAGCAGAUCCCCAUACCGGAGCAGUGUGUCAUAGAAGAUUCACAUCGAGGCUGUGUGGCCAAGCUGUCGUUCUCUUGUCCGUUGAAGGGCCACUACUGUCUGUACGCCAAGUCCUGCUUCAACCUGACCAGCCGACAACCUCAUCUUUGGAUCCACAUCAUGCUGCUGCAUCUACAGAGUAAGUCCAGCGUCGCUCUGUGCACCAGCGAUGAGUGUGUCCAAAGACUGGCUUCCCUUUGGGAGAAGACGCAGCUUAAAGGAGCUCACAGCUUUUCUAUGGCCAUGACACAGCACACCACCCCACACAGGAAGGACCUGGACAAUCUUCAGAUCCAGCUGGAGGAGGUGCGUUUCUUUGACCUGUUCGGUUACAGUGAGGAAGAAGGAGGUUGGCUCUGCUUCAUGUGUAACAACCCUGAGAAAGCCACAGUUGUGAACCAGGAGGGACAACCUCUAAUCGAAGGGAAGCUCAAGGAAAAGCAGGUCCGCUGGAAGUUUAUUAAACGCUGGAAAACCCGUUACUUCACCUUGGCAGGAAAUCAGCUACUCUUCCGGAGAGGCAAAUCAAAAGAUGAGCUGGAUGACAUCCCCAUUGAGCUGAGCAAGGUGCAGAGUGUCAAGGUGGUGGCCAAGAAGCGUCGGGAUCGGGGUCUGCCGCGGGCCUUUGAGAUCUUCACCGACAGUAAAACCUACGUGCUGAAAGCUCAGGAUGAGAAACACGCUGAGGAGUGGCUGCAGUGCAUCAACGUGGCUGUAGCUCAGGCCAGAGAGAGGGAGAACAGAGAAGCCACCACCUACCUUCCACCAUGGACCUGCUUAUAGGUGUGUGUGACACAUCCAUCAGUGAUUCUACACGAAUGUUACAGUAUGUGGUUUAAGGUCUGUUUUAAGAUCUUCACCUGACUGGACCAAACAGUAUGGAAACUGAAAAUCUUCUCAAAUUUGGACUCUCGCUUCAACGAGCAAACAAAACCAGCAUCUGCAGACUCUUGGGAUUUCUGAACUCAAUGAUGCAUGAUGACUGACUUGUGUUUGAGUCGUAUUUAGCAAUAAAGGCUUACUAGAAGCACAGACCUCGAACGGACUCAUAGCAAUAAUGAGACUGAACAGUUCCUCUUGAAAGCAGGAAGGAUGAGGAGGAGCCUAAUGGACAGCAGAUGGAAGGCCAUUCGAUACUAGAAUAUUGUGUGUGUGUGUGUGUGUGUGUGCGUGUGUGUGUGUGUGCGUGCGUGCGUGUGUGUGUGUUUGUGAGUGAGUGCAAUGUGGUCUUAAGCGAAUAGUUCAACAUUUCAGGAAACAUGCUUAUUCACUUUCUUGCCAAGAGUUAGAUUAAUGCAUAUGAAGCUAUAGCCAGAGCAGAGUUACCUUAGUCCUUAACUUGUGGUAAGAAAAUGAAAUAUGUUCCUCAAAAUGUCAAACUAUCCUUUAAAUACAUUGUGUUUUCAUGUAGGAUGUGGAUGUACAUAAUUAAUCCAGUGUGUUGAAAUCAUUUUGUAUCAUGUAUUUUGUUUUAUAUUCCAUAUUUCAUUACUAACAAACCUAACAAAAACUUUUUGGCCCUAUUUUCCAUUUCUGUUCUUGUAACAAAUGAAGCAAGCGUCAGUGUAGCGAUCAGAUUUCUGUUCUUUUGCAAUCUCGGUUCUGAUCGGAUCGGGUUAUUUCUGGCUUUCCCCAACAAGAAACGUCUGCAACAAUUCACUCUGUGUUUUACGAGGAGCAGUGUCAGCUCAACUGUUGCUUAAUAAUGGAGUUUAGACCACAGACUUCUAAAGCAAAUCACAGAAGUAGUAGUGCUAUCCUUGUGGAUUUAGAAUAAUUGCCAGUUCAGUCAAAUUGAUUUAAGACAAUUGACUGAAAGGUUUAGUGUGGACAGCCAAAGAGUUGAAGGUGAGCGCCCUUAUUUUAAAACAAGCCCUUCCUGAACAGUUUUAAAGCUUGUGUGUUUUGCGGUCUUUUGUCCAAACUAUGAGGCUGAAUUAAGUGAGGACCCUCUUCAGAUUUCAGUCAGAAAACUCAUCUCCACUUAAUCCUAUUUAUACAAUAUUCUGCCUGAAGUAUAUCUAUGGCAACGCCUCUUUAAAGCACUGGAACUCCCUCAUGUUAUUCGCUAACCGGGAAGCAGACGACAAACGUCUUGACCCAGUUAAGCUCUGAACCUCCAGCACCAGACAAGCGUUCACGGUUUGGCCGUGGCGAAUCAAUUAUUUUGCACGAUGUCUGAUUUUGAUGUUUAUCUGGAUCCACAUCAGAGGUGUGUGUCACCCACAGGUGAACGCCUCCUUGGUGCUGAAUGCUUUUGGUUAAAAAAUGUAAAAUUCAAUGUUCUGAAUAUAUUCAAAAUGCCGGAGGUGGUCUUCAACUGAACUCGUGUGACAGACAAGCAAAUUCUCUUUGGUCUGAGUUUGUCCUACAGCUAGAAGCCUGUCAGCUGUGCGCAUGCAGCCAUAACAGUCUUUCCCACUGGGUUGGGUUACCUCUGUUUGUACUUUUUGCCUCCCCUCCCACAUGGCAGAACUGACCUGCAUCUGCUUACACAUAGUAUUAUUUACACCAUGCCUCUCCUUCACAAUUUAAUUCCCUCCUCGCACCUUAUUUCAGUUUUAUGACCUACAUACACAGCUGGCUAUGCACCCCAAAGUCGGGGGGAUUUUCCACAAUGACUGAAUCCAGAGUCUUUAUAAAAAGUAACAUAAUUAAAAUAAACAUAUGUAGCCUUGGUAGAGGUGAGGCUGUAUGUAUGUCAAUGUCUCAGCAAAUAUUUAACAGAUUAAGGUGAUGCUUGGUACAUUUGACACUCAUGGUGUUUGGUUACUUUCCCUUCAGUGCCCAGCAGAAGAUUUAUAAUUGUAAUAUUAAGUUAAACCUCAACAAUAGCUAUCAAAUUGGGUACAAUCGUGUCCCCCUCAAUUAACCUAAAGAAACUAACCUCUUAACGUUUUUUAUUUUGCUUUGUUAUCUGGUAGAAAUUCUAUUCUGUCCGCUAUUUUGGUUUAGCAUGAUAACACCAUAAAUUUAAUGGUUAAAAAACAUAACUGCUAAACAUCAACAUGGUGAUACUGUGAGCAUGUUAGUGAUGGCGUCGUCAUGGCACUAGCACUCAUUCACAGCUGUUCAUCAAGAAAACAGGUUUGUCUAAAACGCGUGAUUUCUAAUGUAGAUUAUUAUAUAUGGUAUUAUAUUGAUUAUUUAUAUAGUACUAUAUAUUAUAGGAAGCAAACCCCCAAGUGUGGAGCUUUUGUCUCCCCCUCGUGGCAGUGAGGAUAAUUACACAAACUCCAUUUAUAUGCUUAUGACAUAUCUAGACCUGAAUCCCUCCUCUGAGCAGAUUUUUUUUUUCCAUUUGAAGCAUCAUAAACUUUUCUUGGAUGCCUCCGAGGUAUUUCCACCACCGGUUCUGUUUUACUUCUAGUUCCAUUAUUGCUACUGUUGCUCCCAUCUACAGCUCAGGCCAAUCAGUCAUUGCCAGUAGAUAUAAAUUUCUGCAAAAAACUGAUCUUUAAAGAUUAUAGUACAUGUAUAAAUCAACAUAAAAGUAAAUAUAGAGAACACGGUUAACAAAUCUUAACAAUAUUAUACUUGGUUAUGUAUUUAUUAUGAAAAGUGAUCUAAUGUUACAUAUCUGUGAGUGGCAAAGGUGUGUGAACCUUUGCUCUCAGAAUCUGUUUCAGUGUGUUUCUGUGGUGUGACCCUCUUGUGCAACAAUAACUGCAAGUAAACAUUUCUGCUAACUGUUGAUCAGUUCUGCAUAUCAGUUUAUAGGAAUUUUAGUCCAUUCCUUUGCACAGAACAGCUCCGGCUCUGGGAUGUUGGUGGGUUUCCUCCUCACCAACAGUGUUGUUCUUUCUCGAAACAUUACACUUCUAAUUUAAACCAUAAAACCUCUAUUUUGGUCUCAUCUGUCCAACAAAACACUUCCCAAAGCCUUGUGGCUUAACCAUAUGAUCUUUAGCAAACUACAGAUAGACAGUAGUGUUUUAUUUUUUGUUUUUUUGGACAGCAGUGGCUUGGCUCUUAGAGGGAUCUUUGUCAGUCCAUCUCUCCUGGGCAAAGCAACAAGGAUCUAGAGUUUCCUCCAUUUGUACACAAUCUGUCUGACUGUGUGUGAUUGGUGGAGUCCAAACUCUUCAGGGAUAUUUCUGCAAUCUUUUCUAGCCUGAUGAGCAUCAACAACUCUUUUUCUGAGCUUCUUAGAAAUCUGCCUCGUUUGUGCCAUGACACACUUCCACAAACAUCCAGGCUUGCGUGCAUUCAUUGUGAGGAUCAGACUUUGGCAGAUGCCUGUUCUUUAAAUCCCACAGAGCGUCUACGUGCACCUGACUGUCAUCCCACUGAUUAUAAACACCAGACUCAUUCCACCUUCAGAUUACCUGCUAAUCCUGACUUUCACAUACUUUGCCACUCACAGAUUUGUAAUACCUGAUCAUGUUUCUCAAUAAAUAAAUGGCCAAGUGCAGUAUUUUGUCUUAUUAUAUUAAAAUUAGGUCCAUCUGCUCUUCAAUGAAAAUCUGAUGAUGUUUUCGGUCAAUUUAUGCAGACAUACAGAAAAUUCUAAACUCCCAAGCACCAUUGUAAAACUAUAACACACAGAGAGAUUGACCUGGCACUGAUAGGCUUAAUCAGCAUUGUGUAAACUCAUGUGGCAGGAAUGUAACAGAUGUUCAUGUAUAUGUACAAGUCCAGCUUUAAAUCCACAUUCUGUCUAGUAUAUGUACAAUGAGGCUGACGUUGCUCUUUUUAGUUGCAAAAUGUUGAUUUCUUGCUGUUUGAAGGGAAUGUCUCAUAAUAUAAAUGUCAAAGUUGUCUGAAAGUAGCAAUGUGAGCUCUCAGUGCUGUCACACUGCCAUGUUAGCCUUGUUUCCAAACCUCUGCGGCCGAUGUUUGUUAGUGGAAACCAGCAGCAGUUGUUUUUAGGGUACUUUCCUCAUCAUAAAAUACAUUUGUAGGCAGCUGUAUAAAUAUUGUAGAGGACAGAUACUGUAGCAACUAUCUAUCUAUCUAUCUAUCUAUCUAUCUAUCUAUCUAUCUAUCUAUCUAUCUAUCUAGUUUUUACUUGCAGUCAUUUAAAGCACAAUGAGAUUACAUUUACAGUCCAACUAUGAGGAUGGAAACUGCUGUAGAUUUCAACAAUCACAAAGACUGUGAAGAUGAUUAAGUAUUAAAGAAUGUAUAAAAACAUGAGCAUAAAUAUCAGCCUUUUGUAAAGAAUCGUAGAUUUUCUUUUUUGACUUUAUAGUGUUGUUAAAUUACAUUUGAUUUUUGAUAUGAGCUCAGUAUUUAUUUUUACAAGUGCUAUUGCAAGGAUCCAAUCAUGUCUUGAAAGACUACUGAAACAAUGAAUGACAGAUUUUACUCUGUGUCUUCCCAUCUUUCUCCUUCUCUUGUUUUUAUAUUACUGCAAAUUAAUACUGCAAACAAAUGAAUGCUGUAUUUUAUUGACAGUUAAAUUGCUGUUGUUAUGGACUGUAUAUUUGCCUGUUGCACCUUGCGCAUGUCUCCCUUCUUGUCUUUUUCCCGACAGAAUUGUAAAAAUAAACCUUUACAAUCAACAAA